Molecule: messenger RNA, 2141 nt
Organism: Bolinopsis microptera
Lineage: Eukaryota; Metazoa; Ctenophora; Tentaculata; Lobata; Bolinopsidae
Product: calcium uptake protein 1, mitochondrial-like
Exons: 1
Coding region: 178-1569 (463 amino acids)
Biological process (GO): mitochondrial calcium ion homeostasis; calcium import into the mitochondrion
Cellular component (GO): uniplex complex
Molecular function (GO): calcium ion binding
Source: RefSeq, a predicted model, not a curated record
UUUCAGAUAUCAAAUAUGAGCUCCAAAACUCAUAAUAUCUUUCUUAGUCAGGAUGUAACCUGAUGAUGUAAAGACAUCUAUCUUGAUGUAAUGAUCGGAAGAGGAUCGUAAACUUUGAAACAGUCAACACUAUUAUAUAACGAACAAUUUUAGUAGAGUAAUUUAACUGACGGCUGCAUGACAAUGAGCAGAUUGGGAUUGCAAGUACUUCGUAAUGGUGGUUUGGUUCGAAUGACUCGACAGUUGGGCGCAUUAUCUUCGACACAAAACAGUGGUAACCACCAGUCCCGGAACACUGAUCCUAACACCUAUUUGAAGCUUGGUUUACUUGGUGGUUUGGGGCUAGCUGUCACCGCUAAGUGCAAGGAAAAAGCUAUCGAAGAAACAAGCGAAAGCAUCGAGCCAGCCGACGGUGAGGUAGAUGAAGAAAAGCCGAAAAAGAAAAAGAAGAAAGGUUUUCAGGAGAGAAAAGUGAUGGAGUACGAGAACAGAAUCAGAGAGUUCUCAACACCAGACAAGAUUUUCCGCUACUUCGCAACUGUCCGGGUCGACUUUGAGAAUGUUAAAAAGGAGAUAUUUAUGACUCCUAAAGAUUUCAUGAGAUCCAUAACACCCGGGGAGCUGCAACCGUCCCACCUCGGACUGGACAUGUACCGAGACAUACCCGCUACUAAGUCUAUACAGCAUAUUGACGGUAACGUUGACGGAGAACAGACCUUCCUCUCCAAACUGGCCCAACACGGUCUCAUCAGCUUCCAAGACUACAUCUUCCUCCUCACCCUCCUCUCCACUCCCAAACAUGACUGUGAGAUUGCAUUCAAAAUGUUUGAUUUGUACGGUGACGGGUGUGUUAGUUACCAGGAGUUCCUGGAUACCCGCUCGGUGCUUGAGUCCAGGAGCUCUAUGGGGAAGAGGCACAAAGACAACGUGUACAGUGGGAAUACUAUCAACAAAGACGGGCACAGUGCGCUCACUAACUACUUCUUUGGGAAGGACACCAACAAAAAGCUCACUCUUGACGACUUUGUUGUUUUCAUGGACGGAAUGAAGGAGGAUGUAUUCAGAAUGGAGUUCAACAAGUACGAUCCAGUGGACGGUAAGAUAACUGAGCAAGAUUUCGCUCACCUGCUCCUGUUACACGCUACACUGAGCAACCAGGCAAAGUCCAAGUUUGUCAGGCGGGUUAAAAAGUUUUACAAGAAUGAAGAAGAAAGCCAAGGCAUUACAUUUGAGCAAUUCAUGACCUUCAACCACUUUCUAGAUCAUCUGGAUGACGUUGAAAUUCUUGUGUCAGUAUAUUUCUCAGCCGGAAUGAAGUUUAACAAAGCCUCUCUAAAACAAGUUGCCCACGUGGUAGCCGAUGUGGAACUGGACCCUCACAUUGUUGACGUGGUAUUCACAAUAUUUGACGACAACGGGGAUGAGCUGCUGAGUAACAGAGAGUUUAUAAGCGUACUCAAAGAGAGAGCUCACCGAGGUCUGGAGAAACCGUCUGAUACUGGUUUUGUGCGCCUGAUUACAGCGCUGGGAGCCUGCGUGGCAAGUUAUGUAAGGGGAGAAGAAACUUAGAGACAAUUGGGACUAUUGGGCGAAAAAACUGUCAUUAUAUCUGCAGUAUCCCACUAUAUUUUUACUACUCUUUUGGUAUACUAUUUGAUCCUGAAGAUUUUAGGGGAAGUUCUGUUUAACUAUAGGGAUAACUUUUUGUGGGCAUAUUCAUGUUCAGGGUAUUAGGGGUAUAAGGGGAAUACUGAAUAUUGUUCACAUACAACUUAUAAAUAAGUUUCGCUAUUAGAUAUGAACAGUAAUUAUAGUUUUUCAAAAUCAUUUCUUUCUUUGUGUAAGAAAAAAACUGAAAAGGGACGAUCCAUUCCACCCAAUAUUUGGGUUUUUCUUUGUUUAAAUCAUUUCGUUUCACCUCACCAUUUUGAACUGAAAUAUGAUUCUUUUGUUCCGCAUAUUUUUAAGUUGUAAUUGUUUUAAUUGAAAAUUUCGUGUUAAAUUAUAUAUUUAUGAAGUUGGUUCAUUUGUGAACUUUUAGAAAAUUAGAUUUAUUGGAAGUAAACUUUAAGAAUUUGUACCGAGAUUUAUAUGACUAUUUUUUGACAAUAUGUAAAUGUAUACUUGAGGAAUUUAUAGUA